CUCGACUCGAUCAACCAGACCACGGCACAAGCUCAGACACUUCCUAGUCUACAAUCAAACCAACCUCGUACAGCCAUGGGACUCAUUGAACACCUCGGAGGCAAGACCGGCGUCAUUGUCGGCGAUGACGUCCUCAAGACAUUCGAGUACGCUCGCGAGCACAAGUUUGCCAUCCCCGCCAUCAAUGUCACUUCCUCCUCUACUGUCGUUGCUGCCCUCGAAGCUGCACGCGAUGCAAAGUCUGCCAUCAUCCUGCAGGUCUCGCAGGGUGGUGCUGCCUACUUUGCCGGUAAGGGAGUCGACAACAAGGACCAAAAGGCAUCCAUUGCCGGUGCUGUGGCUGCUGCACACUACGUCCGUCAAUUGGCACCUGCCUAUGGCAUCCCCGUCAUUAUGCACUCCGACCACUGUGCCAAGAAGCUGCUUCCAUGGCUCGAUGGCAUGAUCGAUGCCGAUGAAGCCUACUUCAAGCAGACUGGCGAGCCCCUCUUCUCCUCCCACAUGAUUGACUUGUCUGAGGAGUCCAAGGAGGACAACAUUGCCGCUACCAAGAAGUACCUCGAGCGUGUGACACCCAUGAAGCAGUGGCUCGAGAUGGAGAUCGGUAUCACUGGUGGUGAAGAGGAUGGUGUCAACAAUGAAGAUGUCGACAACAACGCCUUGUACACACAACCCGAGGACAUUUGGGAGAUUUACCAGGCACUCUCGUCUGUGUCCCCAUACUUCUCCAUUGCCGCUGGCUUUGGCAACGUUCACGGCGUCUACAAGCCCGGUAACGUCAAGCUCCGACCUGAACUGCUCGGCAAGCACAACGACUUUGUUGCUCAGCAACUCAAGCAGUCUGCCGGUAGCAAGCCCGUCUUCUUUGUCUUCCACGGUGGAUCUGGCUCAGAUGUGUCUGACUUUAGGACUGCCAUUGACAAUGCCGUUGUCAAGGUCAAUGUGGACACUGACUGUCAAUUUGCCUACACCAUUGGUAUUCGUGACUACAUGCUCAAGAAGAAGGACUACCUCAUGACGCAGGUCGGUAACCCAGACUCUCCCGACAAGCCAAACAAGUCACACUACGACCCUCGAAAGUGGGUGCGUGAAGGUGAGGUGACAAUGAGCAAGCGCGUGACGGUGGCUCUUGAAGACUUCCGUGCCGCUGGUACGCUUUAAUUGAUUAC
Protomyces lactucae-debilis is the source of this 1169-nucleotide messenger RNA. RefSeq names its product fructose-bisphosphate aldolase, class II. Lineage: Eukaryota; Fungi; Ascomycota; Taphrinomycetes; Taphrinales; Protomycetaceae. Gene Ontology annotation, cellular component: cytosol. The coding region runs from base 76 to 1161 and encodes 361 amino acids. The record is from RefSeq and is a predicted model, not a curated record. Gene Ontology annotation, biological process: glycolytic process; gluconeogenesis. The transcript has a single exon. Gene Ontology annotation, molecular function: fructose-bisphosphate aldolase activity; zinc ion binding.